UAAUUAUAUCGACAGCGUUCGUGGCUGUUUUAUUAACAUCAGCAGUGACAUACAUCUUGAAACCGGUGAAGAUUUCCUUGACAGCGUCCAGUGGGAUGAGAUUUGCUUAUAAAGACGAAGACAGUCAAGUGAGUCUUGUCGCCUUCCACUACAGUAUUAACAAACCGCUGAUAGCAACAGACGCCGGAGACUACAAUGUUGACAUCACAGCUCGGGAACCAGGGGCUGGUGCGUUUGUAGAAGUAAAUAAUGACGUCAUAUUACAACCUGGUGACGUAGUAAAUUAUUGGUAUUACGUCGUACGAGGAAGCCGGGCGUACCAAAAGCUCGAUCUAUCUUGGACAGUGCCAGCGGGUCCGACUUCUCCGUCGACUACAGUGGCGGCACCUCCCGGUGAAGCUCCGACAACUCCAGCCACCACAGGGGCUCCGCCCACCAGUGAAGGUCCCCCCGACCGCUGCGCCACCUAUCCAUGUUUAAUAUUUGAAGACAACUUCGAUACUUUGGACCUGACGUGGCAGUGUCGUUGUAAUAUCAGCCUUGUAUUCCGCCCAGGUCCCCCCGACCGCUGCGCCACCUAUCCAUGUUUAAUAUUUGAAGACAACUUCGAUACUUUGGACCUGAGCACGUGGGAACACGAGAUUACGGCGGGAGGAGGAGGGAACUGGGAGUUCCAGUACUACACUAACAACAGGUCGAAUACCUACGUCAGAGACGGCGUAUUAUUCAUAAAACCAACGCUCACUGCAGAUAAGUUUGGAGAAGCGUUUCUGUCCUCAGGACGGUUAGAUCUGUGGGGUUCAGGGCCCGCUGAUCGGUGUACGGGCAACGCGUUCUACGGCUGUGAACGCCAUGGUAACGCUAAUAACUAUAUUAAUCCCAUCCAAUCAGGGCGACUGAGGACGGCACACAGCUUUGACUUCCGGUACGGUAGAGUGGAGUUAGAAGCUAAAAUGCCGACCGGAGACUGGAUAUGGCCAGCCAUAUGGAUGUUACCCACCAACCAGGCCUACGGUUCCUGGCCAGCGUCCGGGGAAAUCGACAUCGUAGAAUCACGUGGUAACAUGUUUCUAAGGAACGGAGCAGCGUCCGUCGGGGUGGACACAGUGACGUCAACAUUACACUGGGGGCCGUAUGUCCAACUGAACGAUUUUUUCCGCACCACAAGCAGUGUCACAUCGCAGUCAGGGACGUUUGGUACCGGUUUUCACACUUACGUUUUGGAAUGGGACGAAAAGAGCAUCAGGUCCUCCGUUGACGGCAUUGAACUUCUCAGUGUUAGCCCCGGGGAGGGUGGAUUUUGGGAGAUGGGAGACUUCGCCGCCAGGGCCCCGGGGAUAGAUAACCCCUGGGGCACUAACGCCCCCAAUCGCCGCAUGUCCCCUUUCGAUCAGGAGUUCCAUCUCAUAAUGAACGUUGCCGUUGGGGGGACGAACGGUUUCUUUAGCGACGGCUGGACGAACGGCGUCUCUCCCAAGCCCUGGCGUAACACCUCGCCUACGGCUACGCGGGACUUUUGGCAGGCGAAGGACGCUUGGUACCCUACGUGGGUCGGCGAGGAGGCCGCCAUGCAGGUAAACUAUGUCCGCGUCUGGAAGGAGAAACCUGAUCCUACACAAUGACAUCGUGGACGGUUUUAUUCAUUGGAUUCAAAAAUGAUCUGAAUAUAUGCGUCAAUACUAGUCAUUUUCCAGACGUGAAGUAAGCAUGAGUUAGUUAAGAAGGAAUCGUGUGUUUGCAGGACAGGUUAAUUUGGGAGUGAAGUUUACCGGUGGCAAAGACUGGUGGUAGGUGCACUUCCCUCUGCAGUUAACUUUGAGGGGGGAGGGGGGGGCUGGUGUUAUUCCAUAUGAUGGUUUGCUGUUAGUGUGUCUUUGCCUCUACUUUGUAAUCACCUCUAGUCUAGGGAUAGGUUAUCAACAAAAUGGAAAUCAUCUAAAUAAUAAACUAUUCAGUGUAAGUUGUACUUACAGACAUUUACUGUUGUUAAGUGCCAUAUUAUUACGUAUAUGAUAAACGCACAGACUGUACACGCACCAGCAGAAGCCGGUUUAUCAUUUACAAUAAAAAUUUUAGCAUUUUGAUGAAUUAAUUAAGCCUCUGUAUGAAAGUACAUGUACUUUGUACAGGUAUUUGCUGAUAAAUCCUCCACAUCUUUGUUCUACACAGAGCUGUUCACUAGGAAUAUAUCUUUUAUUUUUCUACACAGAGCUGUUCACUAGGAAUAUAUCUUUUAUUUUAAGGGUGGUAAUCAAACCACCAAUUUAAACAACAAAGGAGAUCAAAAUAGUAUUUAAGAAUCACAUCACCGUUCUUACCAAAAAUGUGAUGGAAUAUUUGCCGAAUGUUUGUUUACAUUUCAUUGCUUUUAUGUUUGACUUCAUUAAAAAAUGAGAUUUUUACGUUGGUAAAAGAAACAGGUGUAUAUACAUGAUAUAUGAGUGGCAGAUGUUGGUUUUAUUACCUUGAAGAAAAGGGCGUGGGUUUUAGUUUUAUUGGAUGGAAAAAAGGUUGGACAUAUAUAUAUAUUUGAUACUAUUGACAAUAAAAACAUUGUGUUUUAAUUAUAGAAUAAAGUGUUGUUGUUGAAAGCUUUGUAUUAAGCUGAAUGUGAAUAAGGAAUACACGAAGUACAUGUCUCCAUUAUAUUUUCACUUUCUAGCUAGUAAAUUUCAUAUGACCUGUAUUGAACAAGCAGCAUGUUGUCUGCAAUAUUUAACUCAGCGGGACAAUAUACAAUGUAUUCUUGGGUGGAAUCUAAUAAAAUGAACGUCUGUCUUUUGAUUAUGUAA
Molecule: messenger RNA, 2792 nt
Organism: Lingula anatina
Lineage: Eukaryota; Metazoa; Brachiopoda; Lingulata; Lingulida; Lingulidae
Product: beta-1,3-glucan-binding protein
Biological process (GO): carbohydrate metabolic process
Molecular function (GO): carbohydrate binding; hydrolase activity, hydrolyzing O-glycosyl compounds
Source: RefSeq, a predicted model, not a curated record